AUGAGUGCCGCAGAUGAUGCGACUUUGGGGAAUUCAUUGAAACAUGGUGCGGCUCCCUGCUUUGCCGCCGGUACACCGCACACACUAAGCGUGUCUGAGCUCCGUACCGCAAUACAACAGCAACUGAAGAAAAAUGGUGCCCUGAAGACCCUCAAAACACAUGUCCGUGGCAUGUUGCUCACAGAACUUAUGCGUCAGGAAAAGCGUCAUAGGACAAUGGCUGCGCAGCAGCGUGCGCCGUCUGAUCGAGACGGCGUGAUAUCCCCUGAGACCUUUGAAAGGCUCCGUCGAAAUGAGAAAUGCGAGCUUACCCUUGGCGAAUUGCCACAGCAACCGGACCACAGUCUCCCUUCUUCCCCCACGCCUUUUACUGCCUGGGCGGGCUGCUUAGCCGAUACACUGAUCGAAGAACACUUACGUAGCACACGUCGUAAUAUGUCUUUGUCAAUCUUCUCCACAGAAGUUGAGGUGCCACCUCUAAGCGAUACCGGAUCGCCGUCUGAUGAGCGAGAACGUCUUGAGCAACUUUUGUUCCUAUCUAACUCUCCCUCUAAAAAUAAUGAAGGAGAAUCUCUAGAGGAUGAUGGUAUCCCACGCGUUAGUGUACUACAGCGGUUGGUGAUGCAACGCAUCGCGGCGGUCAAUCCCCAAUCCCCUUACCAUCGUCUGGAGUGCAGCACGCAGACGGAAGACGACUUGAUGGCUCCUUCUUCGGGUGAAACCUCAACCUCGUUGGAAUGCCGCCUGGCUGCCGUCGACGCCAAAUACGCAUUGGCUUUUUCUCGUCUAGGCCGUAGUAACGAUUCAGCUUUUUUCACUCGAGCUGAAGUCGAGCGCCGUUUGAAUUCGUACAAGAGCGACGUCCACGAACAGUUGCGGAGGGAAUACCAGCAUAAGCACAAGCUCUUCGAAGAAAGCAAACUGCGGGAGGCCAAAGAAACACUUGAGGCGCGGUAUCAACUGAUGAUCCAGAAUAAAAAUGAAGAGCUCCGUGAGAUGGAGCGAUCUCUGUUGGUCAAGUAUGAACAGGAACGGCAGCGGCUCCAGCGCACUCGUGAAGAUAUCGAGCGGCAGCGCCUUGAUCUUGAGCGACGUCAGAAAGAAAUGCGUACCAUUGUCAAUGAUUACGAGGAGCAGCUAACUGAGCAGGAUGCGGUGCAGAGGGAGCUGCGCGAGAAACUACGUGUAGCUCAGCUGCAAUCUGCGAAAUGGGAGGAGCUUAGUGGUUCGCGGUUGAUGGAAGUAGAGGCGGGUCGAAGCCGAGAGCAGCGCCGUGUAGAUGACUUGCGCCGCAUGCAGGCCGAUCAUGCCGCUGAAUUGCGGUUAAAAGACGAAGAGCUCUCACGUCUCCGGUUUCGUAUGCGCAUGCUGGUAAACCGUGCGAGCGAUCGGGGCACGAGAGGCGAUCCCAGAGACGACGAAAAGGCGCCGAACGCCGUCCAGGAUGAUCUUUACGGCAUGCUCGUACGAACCGAAGAGCUUCAGAGGAAUGCCCUGCAGCAGCAGCAAACGUGGAUGGUACAAGCCUCACGAGAACAACAGCGGCUUGAGGAGCAGUGGGGCACGACUGCCGCGGCUGGCCCCUCGCGAGGGGAUCGCCGGGAGACCCCGGUCGCCACCCCACCUCCACCCGCCGUGGCGAAUGUGAUUUCGGAGGGAAAAACUCCAGGAGAUGUGGCUGGGGCGCCGCCGUCAACUCCAUCCCCUCAGAGAACCGACGCCCCGCACGAAUUGGCGACGGCUGUGCGUGAGUCGGCCGGCGGAGACGGGUCUCGAUCGUCGUCCACCACCUCCGCUUCCGAGGCGUCUGCGAGGAACCCGUCCUCCGGAUCGAUCUCGCGGGAAACCGUUGAAGAAAACCAAGGUGGCAAUAUCGAGAUUCAACCCCCAAUCCGCGGCCGGGUUUCCGCUGGGGGUUCGUCUACCUCAUCGAAGCCAUCAAGUCCUACUUCAGACACCUCUGGAUCGCCUACACAGAUCAAAAAGGAGAGCCUAGAAGACUCCAACGUAUCCAAUGCAUGGAACAACGCUGCUAACUCGGAAGAGGCCAGUAAGCAAUCUGCGGUGCUUCAGCAAAUCCUAGAAGAGGAAGAAACUUCUCGAAAGGAUAUUCAAGGGGACGAGGAUAGCGCACAUAAAGGCAUUGGGUGGGCAGAGAAGUCUCAGCGAGCAGUGAUCGAGGCUCGUCUGCAGGAAAAACGAGAACUAGAGAAGGUGAAUAGCGGUGGUGAAUUACGUGGUAUAGGGUCUAUCAUGAGUCGACUCGCAACCCAGCAGGAACCAAUGGUGGAGGCAGACAUCAUUUUUCGCGACUCCUCCGAUGACGACGAUUCCGUACUAUUCAAUAAGAAUGAUUCCACAGGCUCAUCGUUUUGA
Phytomonas sp. EM1 is the source of this 2376-nucleotide messenger RNA. NCBI's taxonomy places the organism in Eukaryota, Euglenozoa, Kinetoplastea, Trypanosomatida, Trypanosomatidae. The record is from the annotation of a GenBank genome assembly.